Messenger RNA from Lontra canadensis (Northern American river otter), 1811 nucleotides. RefSeq names its product thiamine triphosphatase (gene THTPA). The record is from RefSeq and is a predicted model, not a curated record. The transcript has 4 exons. The coding region runs from base 552 to 1238 and encodes 228 amino acids. Gene Ontology annotation, molecular function: thiamine triphosphate phosphatase activity; magnesium ion binding. Gene Ontology annotation, biological process: dephosphorylation; thiamine metabolic process; thiamine diphosphate metabolic process. NCBI's taxonomy places the organism in Eukaryota, Metazoa, Chordata, Mammalia, Carnivora, Mustelidae.
UCCCAUCAUGCAUCCGGACCCCGGGGUAUCGGGCUCAGCCUGCGGCCUGAGACCGGGAGACCCCCGGGAGUCGGGAGGGGUCGGGCAGGAGGAGCAGAGCGCGGGGGUACUUCUGCGUUCCCGGUCCUGCGCGGAGGUCGUGGACCCCCUAUUACGUAGCAGGUCUCUCGCCCGGCCUGUCCUCGGCAUCGCCACAUCGGGCCUAAUAUGGCCGCUCGUGCUGGGACCGGCUAGGUGCACAGAAAUCCGGCCCCAGGUCCGAGACCAGGGACUGCUCCCGGCAUUCCUCGCGGGCUUGGCGUGGGCUCCCCUCACCCAUCUCCAGGUCCAGCGAGUGGGAGCUCCUCGGACUUUGAGUUUUCUAGGGAGCCCUUUGGAUUGAGGACAUCACCGAAGGUGUAAGGGAUUACCUGGAGAUCUGCCACUGUUGCAGAACCUUAAGACAUCAGAGAUAGACCAGGGCCAUCCAUCUCUGAGGCAGGGAGAGAGAGCUGUGGCCCCAACACAGAGCUCGGUGACAGCGUGUGCCUCAUAAAUUCUUCCCAGGUAGCAUGGCCCAGCCAUUGAUUGAGGUGGAGCGAAAGUUUGUUCCUGGCCCUGACACAGAGGAGCGGCUGCAGGAGUUGGGGGGCACCCUGGAGCACCAGGUCACCUUCCGGGACAGCUACUAUGACACCCCUGAGCUGAACCUCAUGCGGUCUGACUACUGGCUGCGACAGAGAGAGGGUAGUGGGUGGGAGCUCAAAUAUUCUGGAGCAGCUGUUGUCUCAGGACCUCACACUGAGUUUAUGGAACUCACAGUUGAGCCCGCAAUUGUGGCUCAGCUCUGUGAGGUGCUGGGAGCUGACGUCCUGGAGUCUGGAAGUGUGGCUGCUGUGCUGGGCCCACUGGGGCUGCAGGAAGUAGCUAGUUUUGUGACCAAGCGUAGUGCCUGGAAGCUGGUGCUAUCCCCAGCUGAAGAGGAGCUUUCGCUCACGGUGGAUCUGGAUACAGCCGACUUUGGCUAUGCUGUGGGUGAGGUAGAGGCCCUGGUGCACGAGAAGGCUGAGGUCCCAGCUGCCCUAGAGAAGAUCCACAGCCUCAGCAGCAUGCUUGGUGUGCCUGCACAGGAGACAGCACCUCCUAAGGUGAUGGUAUACCUCCAGCGCUUCCGGCCUCAGGACUAUCAGCACCUGCUGGAAGUAUACAGCCUCAGAGAGAAACCACAGAGGACUAAAUCUGACAGCAGCUUGGGCUAGGCUGUCACUUCUUCAACAAGGAAGAGAACUCUGGGUCUAACAGGGUUCUUUCCUGGGCAGCCUGUGCCUCUUCCCCAGGCCUCCUUCCCACAGUGACUCCUCUCUCUCUAGCUCUGCCUGUUCUUUACCUUACCCUCAGCUAGCCUUCCAUGAGCCCUCCCUGGCUGCCUCUUCUCCCUCAUCCGUCAGAUGCAAUCUGUGGGCCGCCCCUCUCCCCUGGCCGCUAAGCAGCCUCCAUUGAUUUCCGCUCGUGUUUAUAGGAUUUCCACUUAGCCGUGAUCAGUAGUUAAGCACAGGAAAAUCCCUUGCCACCCCCCCUCCCUUGGUCGAUGCCAUUGAUUCUGCCAGCGGCUCCUAAACUGCCUUACAGCUGAGUUAGAGAUGAGGGGAGGCAGCAGGGAUUUCCCUGCCUUGGGGUGUGGGGAAGAGCAGCAGGUUGGGGAAGUAGGUGGGAAUCCCUGUUAGAAAUCUGGAAGUUCUGGGGCACCUGGGUGGCUCAGUUGUUAAGUGUCUGCCUUCAGCUCAGGUCAUGAUCCUGGGGUUCUGGAAUCGAGUCCUGCAUUGGGCUCCCUA